Messenger RNA from Pogonomyrmex barbatus (red harvester ant), 4391 nucleotides. Its product is annotated as putative G protein-coupled receptor CG31760. Lineage: Eukaryota; Metazoa; Arthropoda; Insecta; Hymenoptera; Formicidae. Gene Ontology annotation, biological process: G protein-coupled receptor signaling pathway. Gene Ontology annotation, molecular function: G protein-coupled receptor activity. Gene Ontology annotation, cellular component: membrane. The record is from RefSeq and is a predicted model, not a curated record.
UCGUCGUGUCACGAGCGAAUCCAGUCGCUCGGAUCUGGCUCGCCUCGGGGAGGGUCUACGUGUGGUCGCGUACCCCCCGGUGCCCCCCGUACUUUACCGCGUCCCGUACCCUCUCUGUCGUCGUGCGCGCUGCCGGAACCGUCGUUGUUUUGCGCCGAUAAUAAAUAAUAAUCGCGUGCGUUUUCUUCCUCCGACGAUCGGAGGAUCUCCCUCCGGAUCUCCCGCUUCGCACGCGUCCACUACGCGGGAAACGAGGGUGCGUUAAAUGCCGAGGUGAUCGAAGGAGUGUCAUGGUUCCGGUGAAUGGAGAUCUCGACUGUUCACGAGUAGCCACGACAAGCUGUGUACGAUUACGCUUCCGUGCAAUUUCCACGCGCGCGACGUAGGUCCUCCACGGCGGCGCUUCUCCGAUGGAGGCUCGAGAGGGCUGAGGGAUCACAGCCGCAGGCGGAAACAUGCCCGGACGAUCGCCGGCAAGGGCGUACGAGCGGCCCAUUGCGAGCGGGGGCCGCGGACUCGCCGCCACUUGAAUGUCACCGCCGGAGAACAAAUGACCAGGGCGCGGGAUGGGCGAGUCCUGGCUCUCGGUCUUACUCGCUGCCACGCUGACAACGAUGACGAUGACGGCGGUGACCAAGGCCGAUCUUUCCUCGACGCCGUCUCCGUCUCCGUCGAUCGCUCGUGACGACAUCGUCGAUGCCAAACGGGCGGCCAUCGAGGAAGCGCUGGACGUGAUACAGGCAGCAUCGACAGGCUCCCUAGGGGAGGUUUGCGUCAGUACGGCGGGAUUUAAAUCCCUUCCGGCUGGCGUCACCCUGGACCCGAGACGUUACGACACAGCCCGCCAGAAGGCCGACAUGACCGCUAUGAUGCUCCAGAAUCUCGGGGCUACCGAGGCGAUGCGACGUAACGCAGCCCUUCUAGACGCCCUGACCAAGUCCUUGCUCGUGUCGGUGGACGACGCGGUCGAGGCGAGGGUGAUCGCGCUGAACGCCACCACCGGCACGGUGAUCACCGCGGUGUGGCUGAAACGCAGCCCCGGCAGCGUCGGCGAGCCCUCCAAGGUCGAGAGUCACGCGGUCCAGCCCGGAUCGCGGCCGGAUCCCAGCCUACCCUGGUUCGAGAAUGCGGGUGGAAGCGCCGGAUUAAGGUCACCGAAAUUCAUGCAGUCACCGCCGAUUGAAUCCUACAGGGGUUGGUGGACCAUCCCGUACUUCUCCUGCAAGAGUCGCCGCUGGCUCAUCUCGUACAGCGUCAACGUGAAGUCGCCAGAUCACCGACCCGGGGUACGGGAAUUCAUCAGUAUGGAUAUCGAUAUAAACGGGCUGGAGGUGAAUCAGUGCGACGCCCCGACGCAGAACCGUAACGACGAACAACUCGAGGCCGUCUCGAGCAAUCAGAUAGCCUUCUUUCAGGGCACCCACAAGUGCCAUACCGACACCACGCAAUGCGUGUAUCAGGGACCGGAGAGCCGAGUGAACGGAAAUAGGGUGGGCGCCGGUUGGGCAAAGGGCGCGUACAUAUGUAAGUGUCGGCAGGGCUUUUAUAGUGUCAAUCAUCAUCGACCGGGCUUUGAUGGGUUCCUCGUCGAAGCCGCGUGGAAGGAAAUGAGGGAGAACAAGAGCGACUCCUACGAGGAGCAGUUCCGAUGUUUACGCUGUGCGCCGGGAUGCGCCAGGUGCAAGGGUCCUGAACCUUGCUUGGCGACGUACAACUGGCCGUUUAGAAUCUCGCUGCUAGCUGUCUCAAUUUUCUGCGCGUUCGGCACCAUCGUCCUGGUAGCGUACAUGUACCAGCAUCGUAAACUAAAGGUAUUCAAGGUCGCUUCCCCGAUAUUCCUGUCUAUCACGCUUCUGGGCUGCGCCUUGAUGUAUCUCGAGAUGGCCGCUAUAUUCCCAGUCCUCGAUAUGUAUUCAUGCAUCGCCACAAAGUGGACGAGGCACAUGGGAUUUUGCGUCUCGUACACGGCGCUUUUAAUGAAAACCUGGCGAGUGUCGCUUACGUAUCGCGUGAAAAGCGCCCACAAAGUUAAGCUGACGGACAAGCAGUUGCUGCAGUGGAUGGUGCCCAUCCUGCUAGUGAUGCUGAUCUACCUCGGGACGUGGACCGUCAGCGCGCCGCCUUACGCGGAGGUAAUCACGGAUAAUCACGAUCUGAAGUUCUACCAAUGUUCUUACAAUUGGUGGGAUCACAGCCUGGCUAUCGGUGAAAUUCUCUUUCUCGCCUGGGGCAUAAAGGUGUGUUACAACGUGCGAAACGCGGAGAGUCUGUUUAACGAGGCCCGUUUGAUAAGCUACGCCAUUUACAAUAUAGCCGCGGUGAAUAUAACCAUGAUAGCCAUUCACCUCUUCAUAUUUCCCCGUGCCGGACCGGAUAUCAAAUACCUGUUGGGCUUCCUGCGGACUCAGCUUUCAACGUCCGUCACGGUCUUCCUCGUAUUCGGCCCUAAAGUAAUCAGAGUAUUGCGAGGCCAGGGAGAUCAGUGGGAUAGUCGUGCGAGAGCACGCGGCGUUACAGCGAGCUUUUCCCUGAAUGGAAUCGGCUUGGUGCCGGAGGAAACGACGGAUUUGUAUCAGGAAAACGAAGAGCUUAAGGAGGAGAUCCAGAAGCUGGCAGCGCGAAUCGAGUUCAUGAAGAUAGUGCACAUGGAGAUGCACAAUCGGCACAUCAAACCGAAGAUGGGCGGUUACUUCAGCACGCACGGUCACGGUCACGGGCAUCCAUCCGCCGGCCAGAGUCCCAUCGCCAAGAGCUCGACGGCCAGCUUCAUCCUCAAACAGACGGCCGUGGAGCGAGGUGCAACGGCAGCCGCGGCCGCGGCCGUCGAGGACUCGACCUUUCCGUCCGGAAGUCUGCACAGAGCGCGUAGGUCGGAAAUGCUGAGAGAGAGGAAGGCGGAGAGGGAGAGGGAGCGCGAGAAGGAGCGGAACAAGGAAAAGGAGCAGAAGGAAAGGCCGCGAUCGAGCGGCGAGAAGGUUUGACUAGUAGUCAACAGCGAGGAGGUAUGGUUGUGACGAAGACAGUGUCUCGACGAAGCUAAAAGAGCGCGAGGGGGCCGAAGAAGAAGGAGGAAGAAAAAAUUGGAGAUAUUCAGGUUGUAUCCUUUAAAGGACAGGAGACUGCCCGUAUUUGUAUGAAAAUACGUCGUAUAUAAUCAAAACUCAUCGCGAUCACUGUCUUCGCGUCGUUGUGAUAGCGAUAUCUUCGAUAUAAUUACUAGAUGUACAAUAUAUCUCUUGAAAUCAAAAAUCAAUCCUCCAAUGAAUCCGAGACGGGCGAGAGGUGAAAGGCGACGACGACGGCAAAAAGUACUUCGUGUCUCCAUUUAUUUUUCCAGCGGCUACUUCCAAGGGAUUCACGAUUCUAAAAUCACCUCGUUUCUUCAGACAUGCGAAAAGCGCUCGAGCGCAGCGCGGACACACCGCGAAUUGCGAGAGGAAUCGUAAAGUAAAUUGUAUAAAUUUAAAUAAUGUGGAAACGCUUCGUUAAAGGAAACCACGAUAUCGAAGGCUGUCACAAAUGCACAAAGGACGCGCAGGCAAGUUCGCGGAGUCGUCGUCGUCUUCGACGAUGUAUCUCGCCCUCCCGACGUCGCUUCGUUGCGAGCAUCCGAUAGAAAACCGUAAGAAAACGCGUGACUUUUGAGUUAUCCCCUUUGUCGAAAUCACGUCCACGCGUGCACGUGUGCGUACCUUUACGUCAUACGAAAGUAUAAAGCUCCCGACAUUUUCGAUAUUAAGGACAAACGUAGGGUACCACGAAGGUACCCUUCUUAAAUGUUACAUAACCGUCGUCGUGUUCCCGGGUUUUCAAAUAGCACCGUUCCCGGCGGCUUUAUCACGCCGAGGGUGGCACGUCAUCCUCCUCAUCGACGACGAAUACACUUAAAUGCACAAUUUGAAUGUGAAUGUUAAUUUAAGCGUGUAAUAUAAUACGAGUACGAUAGGCGCGUACCUCUUUUCCGACCCGGACGCUCGGACAGAUUUAACACUCGACAAGUACGUUGUUGAACGCGUAUAGGGAAUCGUUUUCGUCGUUAAGUUUAUCACUUUGCGAGGCGAGAUGUGACUCUCUUAUUGUAACUCUUGUUCCCGCGUCCUUAUUGUCUCUCCCCCGUGUUUGUGUGUCGCCUUUAUUCGAUUAUUCCAUUUACAUUUUGCUCAUUUCCGAACGUAGAAUCGCGUUUUAAAAUUGCGAACAACCGAGCGACAAUUAUUCGUAACAGAUUAUAUAAAUGUUACAUGUGACAAUAAAGUUACACGACGGGCUGUAAAAAGAAGAGGAGGACGAAGAAGAAGAAGAAGAAGAAGAGGAGGAAGAGAUAUCAACUUUGUUGACAUUCGUAGAUUCGCGUUUGCGCCCGUAGAGAAAAAGAGAAGAUAAAUAGAGGA